AUGGAAGUUGUUGCGACAGAGGAGAAGAAGAAGAUAUUCCGUGCCAAGAAAACCAUGAAGAUCAGUGAUCGGCAGCAACUGGAAACACUACACAGCACUCUAUUGACAGCUUCGUCGAGUGCGUCUGAACCAUCUCCGCCGCCGCCUCUAAUGAAUGGCUCGCACAGAGAGGAUGGACAAAAGGACGCAGAGCAAAACAUCCACCAGGACUCAAACUCCCCCAUUGCUGCAUCGCCUGCUUCUAUCACCUCCCCGAGCUCUCCUGCUCCGUUCCUGUCGCUCAAUUUGUCCCCCUCGCCUGUACCGUCACAAAGUCCAAAAGAAAAGGAUGAAUCCCCUUCAGACCCUUCAUCACCAUUCCAUUCUAUAAACUUUGAACAGAAAAGGGAGGAGGAAAAGACUAGCUUUCCGUCAUCCUCACCGAAGGACAUCUCUGAACCAGCAGCAAAGGAAUCCAAAGAAAAACCUGAGGAGGACCAAACCGCAGCAAAGGACAAAGGUAACAAUUCGGACAAGGAGUCUGCUACAGAAUCCGCUCCUUUGCGUCCUCUAUCUGAUGGCACUGUACCAAUGGAAACAGACACUACAAAGGCCAAGGACGUCACCCCAACAAAGUCUUCUACUUCCAAUUCCUCGAGUCCUUCGCCCUCUUCCUCAGUUGAUAUGAAACAGGGAAAGGCCCUUGCAGAAGGGUUGAGCAAAGAGGAGACUAAAAAAAGCUUGCUAAAACAAGACAAGGUGCAUGUUACCAUUGUUCAAGUGGAGGCUAAAAAGGAAAAAAUGGACACUGAGCAGCCUUCAAAGCCAUCGCGCCCUUCAUCCACUCCACCUUCAAAUACAGUGUCAGAGGAAACGAAUUGUACUUCUGGAAUCAAGCGCACUUUGUCAGAAGGCUUUGACAGAGAGGGGCAGAUUGUAAAACAGGAGGGGAAAAGAAUGAAGAUGGACCAAGGGGAGUUGGAGGCUGAACUGGAACUCAAAAUCACUGCAAAAGCCAGCAGUCAUCACAAACUUGAGAAGAUUGUGCAGCAGUUAGUGGUUGAAAGGUUGAAGGACCUUGAGAUGACAAUUUUUGAAAAAGACUUCCGGGAGCUGAAGGGCAGAGUUGACCAGAUUGAUUGUGCUACAAAACACCAAUCGGCCAUUAAUGCUCUCCAAGCAAAGAUAAGCCGACUAUCAAAAAAGUUUGGGGAAGCAAAUCAAGCAACAGAAAACAAAAGGAAACAGGAGGCACUUGCUGCUUCAAAUGCUAUGGCUGCUGCAGCUGCUGCUGUGGCUUCUUCUCCUACCACUGUUGCGGCUGCCAAGACAUCAUCUGUUCCAAACACCCCUCAAGUUCAACGGCCAGUCCGGACACCAGUGGAGGUGAAACAGAUCCCAACACCAACUGUUACUAUACCUCACACUGCUGCAAAAGCCGGUCCACUUGUCCCAACGACUGUCUCCACUCCUGCAACUAUUGUUUCACAGGCCCCCAUUAUUAAAUUGAUUACGUCUUCGUCCAAUCCUGUAUCCACCUUGGCUACUGGUAUCACCACUCAGAGCUCUACAGGCACCCUGUUACUGAAAACAGCACCUCCCGGUGGUGUGAUGACUGGACAGCCACUUAUCAUACAGCUGCCAGUAUCGAUGACUAAUGGACAGACAGGAACACUGGUCAACUUCCCGGUGACCUCUCUGCCUGCGGCUGGCACACUCAAUAAGCCCAAAACUACUGCUCCCACAGCCACUUUCAUCAUCAAGUCUGCUGUCACUACCACUGCUGCAGGUUCUGUUCCAACUCCAAUCACUGUGCCAGCCCUCCAGGCUUCCUCGAGCCAGGUGACCUCAGGCCCUAUCGCAGUUACCCGAGCCAUAUACCAAGGCGGUGCUGGGGGAAUAACGACACCCAAUGCCGGAGUGUCCGUUACCACGGCUAGGACCGUGUCUGUUACUACAGCUAGGACCAUGGUUCCAACUGUGUCUGUGGCUGGAGCCAUGUCUACUGCGUCCUCAUCUGCGACGUCUGUUCCAGCAGCAACGGGUUCAACAGCCCCAGGACCUCCACAAGGGACAUCUUUGACAUCAAAAACAGACAACCAAGCUACAGGAAUUACUCCAUCCAAAGGAGCUACUCCAGUAACACGUCCCAAGGGUGCCGUCAUAGAUCUGACUGAAGAUGAUGAUGAAGUAGAGGUUACGGCAGUGAAGGAGGCUACAGUUCCGAGUCCCUCACUUAACCAACGUCCACAGGCAGUCAGCGUUCCAAGCACCUCAGGGGCUAGGUCGUCCCCACAAAGCAGCCAGAACACAUCCAGCAGUCACACAUCAGUGCAAAGCCGCCCUCAACUGGAUUCUUCGGUGAAAUCCCGUACUUCUACUGCUACGCCAACUCGAGGCUCCAGCACCACGCUCCCCCCGCUACCGCCUGCACCGAUAGCCAUAAGCCUUUCACCAGAAGCUCAGCGGACCUCGGCCCCUCAGCAGCCUCAGCUAAAGCUGGUGCCAAGUAAUUCCGGCAUAGUGCUGUCCUGGUGCGUGUCCGAAACGGAUCAGUCGUGCGCGGCCGUCGAAAGCUAUCACCUCUAUGCCUACCACCAAGACAACUCCAACAGCAAUUCAAGUCAGCAGCACUGGAAGAAGAUUGGGGAGGUGAAAGCCCUUCCACUGCCAAUGGCCUGCACCCUGACCCAGUUCCAGUCUGGCUCCACAUACCAUUUUGCAGUUCGAGCCAAAGACAUCUAUGGCCGUUUUGGGCCCUUCUGCGAACCGCAAUGCACAAACGUUAUCAAUCCCAGCUCAAACUGA
Nerophis lumbriciformis (worm pipefish) is the source of this 2787-nucleotide messenger RNA. The record is from RefSeq and is a predicted model, not a curated record. NCBI's taxonomy places the organism in Eukaryota, Metazoa, Chordata, Actinopteri, Syngnathiformes, Syngnathidae.